UACUAUUAAGACUUCUGAUUGUGUCUAGUUAAACAUGUUAUUACUUACCAGAUUAGGUUUUUUUUACUUUUAAAAUAUGGGUGAAACUUCUUAAAAGUUAAAAAUUUAAUUGAGGUUUAACUAUAAUGUACGUCACAAUAUUUAAAAAAAAAAUGAAACUGGUGCAGAUAAACACAAUGUCUAUAAUAUGUUGUCAUUUUGUCAAUUUUUAAGAUUGGCAUUAAAGAUUUUCAUGCUAAAUUGCCAAUCAUUUAAAAUGACGAUAAAAUAAAUGGUCGGUCAUAUUUAGUGUGUCAUAUUUUGGAACACCUUCUUGAUUUAAUGCUGUACGCAUAUUGAAAAGUAGUCCCAGGAGGUGGCAGUAAUAACACAUUGCAAAAGAUGCCACAAAAGAAGCGAGGUAGAUGUUUCUGAUAGAAUGUUUAAUAUUUAAACUUAUAUUAAAUUAAUAUAUAUAAAUACUAAAAUAUUUACAGUGGAAUAUUUGGAGAAUGUGAAGUAAAGUGAAUGAUGGUUUUCCUAAUUACGGUUAAGGAUUCAAAGUGUGUCAUGGAGCCUAAUUGAUCAGCAAAGCUAUUAGCAAGCUAGCUGUACGCUCGCUAGUUGAAAUAUUUUUGUCUUUAUGAUGACUAAAUGCAUUUCACCUUACUAAUUCUUAAAACAAAAACACAAAAAUAUACCUAAAGAGAUGAUUUUUUUGUUUCUGCUAACUGGUCCUCAAUGUUUUUGUGUGUAAUUAUCCAUGCGGUUCCUUUGAAUUCCACACAGGAAAUAGUAUAAAAAAUAUUUUUUUUGUAAAAGAGUAAUGUAGUGAAACGCUGCCUUGUGAAGUUUGACCUUCCAUUUUUUUUCAAAUGCAAAUAAAGAAUGGUCACAAUGUCAAAUUUUAUGAUUUCAGUCACCAGUUAAGAUCAAACAUUAGCUGUAAAGAAAAAUGUGACCGGUGGCAAAUCACGUGAAAGGGACACUAAGCCAGAUUAUAAUCUAACUGAGAUCCACUGUAUCAUUAACAAUUAUUUAGACAAUCCAAAUAAUGUUUUAAAGUAAUUGCAAGAUUAUUUUUUUAAAUCAUAUUUUUUCAAUGGACUUUGGUACUGAAGCGGAAUGUGUAGAAACAUUUCUGGUCAAUGUGAGAUUUAAAGCAAAUAUUUGCAGUGGAAGGAUUGCCAUUUUUUUUAAUCUGCAUAGCAUUUUGGUAUUGAAUCUUUUCUAUGUUUUAUUCUGUAUAAUAAUCAUUUCCUCCUAAAUUCCCACAGUGAAAAAAGUUGAAUCCUUUGCUAUUGCUAUUUCGAAAAGAUCAGUACAUUCCGCCGCUAACUCUGUGUGCUGUGUUCAGCUGUGCCACUGCUGUUGAAUGUUGUCAGGGGUCCCGAGCGCCUUCCUGCAACUCAACAAUAUCAGGAAACACUGCUGAGGAAACUACACACUUUACAGAGUGACAGCACCAAGGUCAACACUUUGUUUGCGGAACUGUGUGCUCAUGUCACCUCCAUCAACAGUGAAGAAAAAGUUAUUAUCAUCGGCUUUGAAAACUUUGAGGAAAUAUGGAAGUUUUGCACGUAUUAUAGAGUUUUGUGGGUCAUUGUCUGGAACAUUUGCUGCUUGACGACCAACUGUGGCUUGAAUCUUUCGAAGAGGACAUUGCAAUUGACGUGUCUAUUCCAGAGGAAACACUAAACCGUGUCUAUACAGGCCUCCUCAUGCAAGAAGGUUCAUUGUUUGCCUACAGUAGUGCCAACCAAAUGUUUGACAGCUCCACCUCUGGUAGGGACAUCUAUCUGGAGCAGGGAGACUUGGCCCAAUUUGAGCCUCCCUUUCUCGAUUCGGGUUGGACCGUCCGCAGCCUGUCUGAUGGAACCCGCGGCACAGCCCCGAAUCCAGCUCUGAAACCAGUUGAUCCUUUUCAUCAAUGGUUCCUUAAAUCCUGUGCUGAGGCAGUUUUAAUUGGAGAAUGGAAAGCUGAGAUAACCUGUCCCCUGCAGUUUGCUCAUGGAACAUGUUUAGCCACCGUGGAGUAUGAUGCUGAAGGUCCAUUUGAGCUGAGCCUUGCACAGGGCAAUCUUAUUGUUAUUGUGGGGCACAUGAUUUCUGGUUUUGACUGGUUCAUUGGCAGGAAAGAAAUGACAGGGGAAGUGGGUCUGGUAAAGACGAGCCAUGUUAAACCAACUACUGACAGUGUUGAGACAACAGAUGUUUUCCUGGAGAACAACGAGGGGAUGUUUCCCAACCCACAACAGGACGACAUCAAAAAGAAGGCAGUGGCCAUAUUGAAGAAGAAAUCUCAAAACAAUGCUGCUUGUGAUUAUAAACUAGAUAAAGUUAAUUACACUGAUUUUGAGAAGAACCAGUCAGGCACUACCUCACAUAAAGCUGAUACUCAGCGGAUUGAAGGACUGAGAGAAAAAAUGCAGACAAUACUAAAACAACCAAAGAGUUGCUUAUCAGAUAUUACUUCAGCUGAUAUAAGUCUGAAGGACUCAGUCAUGCUUACUGAGCCGGAAACAAUCCCUCCAUGUUUCACUGUUCACCCGAUUCUAGAGGAAAACAACAGUAACAGUAAGAUUUUAGCUCCUCUUUUGUCAUUUCUGGAUGGAGCAGACUGCAAAGUGGAGUUUGGUCUCCUAUACCAACUUAACCCAGAAGUCCUCACUUCCUCUAUAUUCUGCGGUCACUCCUGCGAGGAUGAGCUCAUUUCCUUUCUGUCUGUUGGAAGGGAAAUGGCCAGAAGGAAAAAAAUCCUGUGGUCACAGACUCGCCUGUGCUUUUUAUUGGGUAAAAUCUGUGCAGGAAGGUCCAAGUUCAGCCAGGCCAGGGUUUAUUUUGAAGAGACUCUCAGGGUUCCGCAAGAAUGCUUCCGGGAUUUUAAGCUUUUGGCUAGCACCUACUACAACUUGGCUACUGUAUAUCUGUUGCAAAAGAAUAUGGAAAGCUUUUCGGCGCUGAUGGAGAGGCUUGUUGCCUUGAUAAUGGGAAUUCCUACGUGCCUGGAGUGUCUGAAGGACACUUUAGUUCUUCAAUACUUCCUUAAGAAGGCAGUCUUUUAUAACAACAAAACCGCUGAGGCCCGGGCCUGCUGUCUGCUGGCAAAGCACCACUGGACUUGUGCUGAGAAAGUAGUCCCAUAUCUUGAGAGGCUACUUGUCCUCGGUGCUGAAUCUGAGCUACCAUGGAAUGUCUCUCUUAGUCAAGGAUACCUGACCCUAGCACAUUUUUACCAGGAACUUGGCCUUCUCCACCUCAGCACCUCUUCAGCAAGGAAAGCUUCUCAGCAACCGACUACUGCACUUAGUGACUGUCUUGACAGUAUGAUUCUAGUCCUGGAAAAUGUGGAUAAGCUACAUGGUACAAUCCAACAGGCAUUCAUUCCAUCACAAGCACUUCCAUUUUUAUACAAAGCCCUGUCUUUCGCGCUGACUGAACAGGAAGGGGGCAGCAACAACCACGUUCUGAGCCAUCAGCUUGCGUUUUGUCUGAGCAAGCAGUUUUAUAAGCACAGAAUGUUUGAUCGCGCCAUCGACCACAUGAAUGUUCUUUGUAGGGACGGCUUACCAUUAUACCAAAUCCCAGUGUCUGAAACAGAAAGCAACAACGUCCUUCUGUGGAUGGCAUGGUUACAUAUUGACAACAACCAGCCCAGUCUUGCCUUGGAUAUAUUGGACUUGGUCCUAUCUUCCAUUCCAGAACACUGCACAACACCUCAAGAAGGUGUGAUCCUUAACCUGCAAGGUGUGGCACUGUGCAACUUGGGUUACCUGCGGAAGGCGGCGGAGAGCUAUCAGGCAGCUGUUGACAUCUGCCAAGAGUACGAGGAUCUGGCAAACUGGGCCGUGGCUCAGGGAAACCUGGGCUUGUUGUCUCUAAAGGCUGGGGCCAAAAAGCUGGCAGAGAGACAUCUAACUGAGGCUGUGCAGCUCUUUUCAGAGCUGGAGGGAGAAGGCCAUGAGGCAAACUUCAUCGGCGUGUUGCUCGAACUGGGUCGGCAUUUUGUGAAGCAGAGGGAGAUUCACCAUGGGAAAGGGUGUUAUGAGUGGGCUCUGCUGCUGGCUGUCAAAGCAAACCUUUUUGACUGUCAGCUUUCUGCAACCAGGAUUCUAUGUCAUCUGUACAAAUACGAUUGUCCGGAUCAGACUCGGUGUAUCAUCUACAAUGAAUACCAAAUCCAUUUGCUGAGACACUUAAAAGACCAAAUACAGGAGAGUGAAGUACUGGAAAUCCUGAGUGAGAUCUACCUUAACCUGGGAACAGAAAGAGCAUACCGAGCAGCUCUUGAUUGUACGAAAAGCUCCUUGGGUAUCUUCAUCGACCUGGGCCUUAAGAAGAAGGAGGCAUAUGGAUGGCUGCAUGCUGGGAAGAUUUAUCACCUGUUGGGACAUAAUGAACUGGUGGACCUUUAUGUUCAGGUUGCUCAGGAAGUUGCCCUGAAAAUAGGAGACACCAGCUUCAUCUUGAAGUUUCUGGAAACCGCAGGAGAUAUUUUCUUGAACAGCUGCAGAGACAGGGAUAAGGCCAUAACCUUCUACAGGGAGCGUGCGCUGCCCAUGGCAAUAAAGCAGAGCAGCAGUGUUCACACCACACUCAGACUGUGUAAUAAACUGACCGUGGUGAUGUUCAGUCUGAAUCUGUAUAAGGAAGCUCUUGAGUUUGCACAGAUGGCACUGGAUCUCAGUAUCAGUCAAGGUGAGCAUCUGAACCAACGAGUGGCCUACCAUCGCCUUGCAUCUCUCUACCACCGUCUGGAGCAAUAUGAACUUGCUGAACACUAUUACCUAAAGACACUGACACACUGUCCAACACCUAUGCAGUUUGAUGAGGAAACGCUCUACUAUGUCAGGGUUUACCAAGUCCUCGGAGACAUGAUAUUCUACGACAUGAAGGAUCCGUUUGAUGCUGCAGGCUACUACCACCUAGCUCUGGCUGCAGCUAUGGACCUUGGAAACAAGCAUGCUCAGCUGCAGCUCUGCACACGCCUGGCCACCAUCUAUCACAACUUUCUCAACGAUAGAGACCUGUCGCUCUUCUUUUACCAGAAGGCAAGAGCAUUUGCCGCAGAGCUGCAUGUCAGAAGGACUGACAUUUCACUAUUCAAGCAGUACAGCAGCACGUCAGUGUGUACAAUCAAGGAGGAACAGAAGUAAAACUAAUUGUUAUGGUCUUUUUACUGUCUAUGGUUGUCAUUUUAAAUGAAUGACUUUAAUACAUUUACAGCGUGCAAUGAAGUGUGCAUCAAUUAGAAGGGUUUUGUGCUAUAGUUGUUUAUUUUAAGGGCAGUCAACGCAGCACGCUUAAAGGAAUGCUAGCUGACAAGUAGACUGAAACGACAAAGGUGUUAACAGUACUAAAACAGUCACCGCUAUCAUUGUAGCUGUUAAAGAAGUGACAUUUUCUGGCUUAGAGAUGGUUGUAUGAAGACAUAGAAUUGGGUCAAGGCACUUUAUCAUGUUUCAUUAUUGCCACAAGUUGUGUGUUUUAAUGCAUUUAGGGCAUUUAUUUUUGUGAUCAAGUGGUAAGAGGAUCAGGCUUGUUAUAAUAGGAAGGCAGGUUCGAAUCCUUUCCAGGUUAUGGUAUGUAAAACAAACAUCAAAUAAUAAUAGUGUCCACUGUUCUUAGAGAUGGGAGGACAUUUUUUGCGUACAAGGUUAUGUUAUGUACAAUGUCCAAUAAAGCUUAUUCUUUUUCUAA
Cynoglossus semilaevis (tongue sole) is the source of this 5679-nucleotide messenger RNA. RefSeq names its product SH3 domain and tetratricopeptide repeats 1 (gene sh3tc1). NCBI's taxonomy places the organism in Eukaryota, Metazoa, Chordata, Actinopteri, Pleuronectiformes, Cynoglossidae. Gene Ontology annotation, molecular function: protein binding. Bases 1701 to 5135 code for a protein of 1144 amino acids. The transcript has 17 exons. The record is from RefSeq and is a predicted model, not a curated record.